AUGGAUCUCGAGAAGCAGGCCCAGGAGAUGGCGGAGAAGGCCCUGGCCUCGCUGCCGGCCGCCGCCCGCGCUGCCAAGCUGGACUCGGUGAAGGCGGGCAUCUUGAAGAGGCUGCAAGCAGGCAACGGGGCGCGUGCCCCAGCACCGGUGCUGGCACCUCCGCCGCCCCCAGAGACUCCACGGAUCCCAGAGCCAGAGAAGCCAGCGGAGCCCUCGUGCGUGGAGGGGGUGGAACUCUUCGGGGACGUGCCGUGGUUCACAGACAUGGAGCUGCGCGGCCGGUUGCUGGAGGAGGUGAAGAAGGCCCAUGCUGCAGAGAAGAUCCUGGUGGCUCCGCCAGCGGAGGAGAUUCUGCGGAUCCUCGCCAAGAAGGGGGGCCAAAUGCUGGGUGCCGGGGCGGUGCUGCGCUUGGGAGGAGUGCAUCAUGGUGGCUAUGGAGAGUCGGACAUCAACUACGCGUAUCGGCAACUCUCACGAGCCCUCCAUCCAGACAAGAACCCCGGCAUCGAGGAGGCUCAGGAUGCCUUCAAGCGCCUCGGAGAGGCGGCAGAGGAGCUCCGUGGCAUUCUCCAGGACUCCCGGAAAGCACUGCAGAGCCUGUGCCAAACAACACUCGGGGGCGCCGCCCCAGCUGAGAGCCUGGAGCGGCCGCAAAGUGCGCUGAUGGCCGAAGCGAGCCGGCUGCUGGCAGCAGUGCUUGCUCUGUCAGGCGAGGGCAUGCCUUCGGAGGCGGCGCUGCGUCGCAGCCCGGCAGCCUUCGUCGCGCGGCCCGGCUUCCAGGGCUGCCGCCCUCAGGACGUGCAGCUUGAUCAAAUGCCGUUGCCGUUGCCUGCCUGCUGUCAGGAUUUGCUGAGCAGAUGGUACCAGGAGUCGCAUCUUCUGGAUCUUUUUGCUAAAGCGCCGCUGCGAAUAGCCUACGACUGCUCGCAGAAGCCUUUUCGUGCGCAGUUCCUGUGCGCCUUGAGCCGGGCUGCUGAGGCCGAGGCAAACCGCAAUGAUAGCUGUGUACGAGGAAGCUGGCACCAGGUGAUGGCGCAAUUCCCAGAGCUCGCCCUUUGGAAAGAGCUCCAGGAGAAGAUCCGGUCACGCAUCUGGGCAUCAGGUGCCGCAGCGGCCGGCAAGCGAAGCCGGAACAGCAAAUGGGAUGACAAGUCGGCGGCUUCUUGUGCCACGGAAUGGGGGAAGAAGUGGCGCACCAUCCUGCAGGAUGUGCUACCCAACGCAGAUGCAGCACGCUGCGCCAACGACGACCCAGAGAUUCAGAAGUUGUGUAUGGUGCUGUGGAAGGACAUUGCGUCGUGGGUGGGCGAGAGCUUUCUGCAGCACCUACGUCUAUUCCAGGCCAGUGAUGCAGGAGCCGCUGGCAUUGGUGAUGAUACGAGGUGGGCCUUCGUGCCUGCGGUGGACCUCUUGCUGCUGGUCGGUGAGGGCCUGGUCGGCUGCACCGCUGAAGGCUGCUUUGUCCAGUCAGACUCGGGCUCCAGGCAGUCGUUUCUGGAUGCCUUGAAGAACUGGCGCUCGAGCCUUCGGAGGAGCCGUGAGCAAUCCGGACAAGCUAGCACAGUCGACUCUGCCGUCAGACUUUGGAAGUCCAGUGCCAAAAGGAACAAACAGGAGUUCCAAAAGGAGUCGGAAACGACAUCCAAGAAGGCACGGAUCGAAGAAGAAGCAAACCAAGAAGGCCAGGCGAAGUUGAACCGCUCACCUACCAAAGUGCUACUUUUGACGAAUGUGGCACCUGCGACAAAGUCAGAGGAAGCCAUCAAGGCCGAUGUGGAUGACUCGGUGAAGAAGUUUGCUGCAAAGGAAUGCCGAGUUUUGAAGGUCCCCGGCGUUCCGGAAGAGGAUGCGAUUCGUGUGUUUGUGGUCUUCGACACCAUACAGGCCUCAUCGAAGGCCUACGCAGCCUUGAGGGGUCAGGUGAAGGAUGGCCGACCGCUACGGGCUCGUUUCUAUGACGAGAAGCGUUUCAACGACGGCGAGCUCUACAAGGCGAUACCCUCACGCACCCUGGUGCUGACGAACUUGGUCCGACCUGAAGAGGUGGACGGGGGUCUCCAGGACGUGGCAUGGCUCCAAAGCUUUAAGCUCGCUUGA
Messenger RNA from Symbiodinium natans, 2097 nucleotides. The record is from the annotation of a GenBank genome assembly. NCBI's taxonomy places the organism in Eukaryota, Dinophyceae, Suessiales, Symbiodiniaceae.